GAUAUGGAGGCCAAUAAAGACUGAUUGAGAUAAGAAACUGAAGAAAACAUGGAACACUUUGAUGUCGACUUAUUGUUAAAACUGUAUUUAAUCAGUAUAAUAACAGUAAAUUGUAACGCUGCUGCGCCAAAAGAUUCAUACGAGAGUCAAAUACCUACACACGGAUUAUACAAUGCCAGUGAUAAUGUAAUUAUCCUAAAUGUCACUAACUUUAAGUCAUCUGUCUACGGAAAUACUAAAGGAUGGUUAGUCGAAUUUUAUAAUAGUUGGUGCGGCUUUUGUUUCCGAUUUGCACCUUUGUGGAAAGCUUUCGCUAGCGAUGUUCACGCAUGGAGAGAUAUUGUAGUAGUUGCUGCGAUAGAUUGUGCAAAUGAUGACAAUAAUCCUAUUUGUCGUGAAUAUGAAAUUAUGAAUUAUCCUAUGCUCAAAUAUUUUUCUGUAAAUGCGCAUCCAUCGUCAUUAGGAUUAUUGAUGGAAAAAUCUGAAACUGUUACCGAGCUCAGAAAUAAUUUAAUCGAUUUAUUAGAAAAGGAACAGCAAGAAGGACGUGGCACUUCGUGGCCUAAUAUCACGCCAUAUAGAAAUUAUGAAACCACAAAUAUUUGGAAAGCUGUACCAAGUACUGUAAAAUACUUCUUUCUAUUGUUUGAAAAAACAGACUCACAUUUAGGUGCAGAAGUUAUAUUAGAUAUGUACAAGAUCACAAUAUUACAAAUAAGGAGGGUAACAUCCGAUAAUGAGUUAUUGUGCGAGACAAAUAAAAUUACCAAUUUUCCAAGUUUGAUAGUUUUCAGUCGUAAUGACACACAAAAAUCUCUUAAAAUCAAAGUACCGACGAGAGAAGGCGCCUAUAAUACUAUUAAAGAAUUCAUGAUUUCAAAAGGAGAACAUAUCAAUGAACAAGUCCUUAUGAAAAAUCGUUCGAUAGAAACUGUAAAUCAUAAAUUGAGUAUUAGUACUCCAAAACAGCCUCAAGAAACAGAAAUAACUGGUGAUCAUUUGUAUCAGCUAGAUUUAGAGAAUACUUUGAGAUACUCGAUCAGUCAUGAAAUUCCACUACAUAAAAUAAUAAAAGAAGAAAAGAUGAAUGCAUUAAAAAAGUACCUGAAUGUAUUAGCUGAAUAUUUUCCUUUAAGGCAUAGUAAUAUCUUUUUAGAAACUAUUCGCGAUAUUAUUAAAAAAAGGACCAAUAUAUCUGGAGAGGAAUUUAGUCACAUAGUUAAAUCCACAGAAGAAGAAAUAUCACCUAUAUAUUCGGGACCCCCACAAUGGAUUGGGUGUAAAGGAAGCAAAGAAGGAUACCGUGGAUAUUCUUGCGGUCUUUGGACAAUGUUUCAUAUGUUAACAGUUAAUUUUGCUAUUGAACACAAAAAUACUGAACGUGAACCGAAAAAGAUAUUAGAGGCAAUGCAUGGAUACAUAAAACAUUUUUUUGGGUGUGCCGAUUGCGCUGAACAUUUUGUACAAAUGGCUGCAAAAAAUAAAAUGUUUGAUGUGUCCAAUAUUAAUGAGAGUGUUCUAUGGUUGUGGUCAGCUCAUAAUGAAGUCAAUGCAAGAUUGUCAAACGAUGAUACAGAAGAUCCUAAACAUAAGAAGAUUCAAUAUCCAGCAGCGAAACACUGUCCAAUUUGCAGAUAUGAAAAUAAUACUUGGAAAGAAGAAAACGUUUUAUAUUAUCUCAAAACAAAGUAUAGCUAUAAAGGAAUCAAUUAUUACGGUUCAACCAACAAGCUUAAAGAUAAUGGUGACAAAAUGAAAAUAAGACAGGAAAGACUUGUAUUUAAUAAAUACCCAAGUACUAAAAAGCUUGGGUGGGAUUUUACAAUUUUUGAUAUAAGUAUUUGUGUUGUGUUGUACGUUGCAUCUGCUGUCAUACUUAUAUUAGUCUGUGUAAAGUUUGCAGUGAAAAGGACUUAUAGGAAAAGAGCAUAUGUUAACUUACUUGGCAAAGUAUGACUUUUAUUUUUAUUCAUUAAAAUUAUUAAAAUAUAACUGUUUAUACAUGUAUUGUAUGUACAUAUUUUAUUCUCUUUCUUCACAAUAUUAUUUCUUUUAAGGAAAUACAGUGUUCA
Colletes gigas is the source of this 2072-nucleotide messenger RNA. RefSeq names its product sulfhydryl oxidase 1 (gene Qsox1). The record is from RefSeq and is a predicted model, not a curated record. Bases 49 to 1956 code for a protein of 635 amino acids. The transcript has 3 exons. Gene Ontology annotation, biological process: protein folding. Gene Ontology annotation, cellular component: Golgi membrane. Gene Ontology annotation, molecular function: flavin-dependent sulfhydryl oxidase activity; protein disulfide isomerase activity. NCBI's taxonomy places the organism in Eukaryota, Metazoa, Arthropoda, Insecta, Hymenoptera, Colletidae.